AUGGACAUGGAGGGCAUGGGCAGCUAUUCCCUGGAGCAAGUUCAAGCUUUCUAUUCAUUUCCAUUUUAAUAAAUGAUGGCUGAAGCUCCUCACAUGGCAGUCACAACUGAACAGCAGAUGCUGAUGCCAGUAGAAGCUCCUGCCGAGGAGCCUGUACCAGAGGCUCCAAAAAGAAGAAAAAGGAGAACCAGAGCAUCAGAACCCAAGGACCCAGUGGAACCCAAGAAAACUGCUGAGUCAAAAAAAUCUGGCAAGUCCACAAAAUCAAAAGAGAAGCAAGAAAAAAUCACUGACACCUUUAAAGUGAAAAGAAAAGUGGACCGGUUCAACGGCGUUUCUGAAGCGGAGCUUUUGGCCAAGACUCUCCCUGAUAUUUUGACCUUCAAUCUGGACAUUGUUAUCAUUGGCAUUAACCCAGGAUUGAUGGCUGCUUACAAAGGGCAUCAUUAUCCUGGACCUGGAAACCAUUUCUGGAAAUGUCUGUUCAUGUCAGGGCUGAGUGAGGUUCAGCUGAAUCACAUGGAUGACCACACCUUACCCAGGAAGUAUGGCAUUGGAUUCACCAACAUGGUGGAAAGGACAACGCCAGGCAGCAAGGAUCUGUCUAGUAAGGAAUUCCGGGAAGGAGGGCAAAUCCUAGUGCAGAAACUGCAGAAAUACCAGCCACGCAUAGCAGUGUUUAAUGGAAAAUGUAUUUAUGAAAUUUUCAGUAAAGAAGUGUUUGGAGUAAAGGUUAAGAACUUGGAAUUUGGGCUUCAGCCCCACAAGAUCCCAGACACAGAAACUCUCUGCUACGUCAUGCCAUCUUCCAGUGCCCGAUGUGCUCAGUUUCCUCGAGCCCAGGACAAAGUUCAUUAUUACAUUAAGCUGAAGGAUUUACGAGAUCAGCUAAAAGGCAUUGAGAGGAACACAGACGUCCAGGAGGUACAGUACACGUUUGACCUGCAGCUGGCACAAGAGGAUGCAAAGAAGAUGGCUGUUAAGGAAGAACAGUGUGAUCCCGGCUAUGAAGCAGCGUAUGGCAGUGCUUAUGGUGAAAACCCAUGUAAUAGUGAACCUCGCAGCAUUUCUUCAAAUGCGCUAACAGCUGACAGUGGGGAGCUGAGAGGAGAAGCGGCCCCUGGUGAUGCUCCAAAUGGGCAGUGGAUGACACAGUCAUUUAUAGACCAGAGCCCAUCUUUUAAUAAUUGUGGGACCCACGAACAGGAAGAAGGAAGCCAUGCUUAA
Messenger RNA from Onychomys torridus (southern grasshopper mouse), 1227 nucleotides. RefSeq names its product G/T mismatch-specific thymine DNA glycosylase-like. Gene Ontology annotation, cellular component: nucleus. The record is from RefSeq and is a predicted model, not a curated record. Gene Ontology annotation, biological process: base-excision repair, AP site formation. The transcript has 2 exons. Gene Ontology annotation, molecular function: mismatch base pair DNA N-glycosylase activity. Lineage: Eukaryota; Metazoa; Chordata; Mammalia; Rodentia; Cricetidae.